AUGGGAACAAAAAAAGGCAUGACCACACAAGCAGCCCAAAGGGCACGCAACCACGCCACAAACAAGGGCACGCAACCACGCCACAAACAAGGGCACACAACCACGCCACAAACAAGGGCACGCAACCACGCCACAAACAAGGGCACACAACCACGCCACAAACAAGGGCACGCAACCACGCCACAAACAAGGGCACACAACCACGCCACAAACAAGGGCACGCAACCACGCCACAAACAAGGGCACACAACCACGCCACAAACAAGGGCACGCAACCACGCCACAAACAAGGGCACACAACCACGCCACAAACAAGGGCACGCAACCACGCCACAAACAAGGGCACGCAACCACGCCACAAACAAGGGCACGCAACCACGCCACAAACAAGGGCACGCAACCACGCCACAAACAAGGGCACGCAACCACGCCACAAACAAGGGCACACAACCACGCCACAACAAGGGCACGCAACCACGCCACAAACAAGGGCACACAACCACGCCACAAACAAGGGCACGCAACCACGCGACAAACAAGGGCACGCAACCACGCCACAAACAAGGGCACGCAACCACGCCACAAACAAGGGCACGCAACCACGCCACAAACAAGGGCACGCAACCACGCCACAAACAAGGGCACGCAACCACGCCACAAACAAGGGCACGCAACCACGCCACAAACAAGGGCACGCAACCACGCCACAAACAAGGGCACGCAACCACGCCACAAACAAGGGCACGCAACCACGCCACAAACAAGGGCACGCAACCACGCCACAAACAAGGGCACGCAACCACGCCACAAACAAAGGCACGCAACCACGCCACAAACAAGGGCACUCAACCACGCCACAAACAAGGGCACGCAACCACGCCACAAACAAGGGCACACAACCACGCCACAAACAAGGGCACGCAACCACGCCACAAACAAGGGCACGCAACCACGCCACAAACAAGGGCACACAACCACGCCACAAACAAGGGCACACAACCACGCCACAAACAAGGGCACGCAACCACGCCACAAACAAGGGCACGCAACCACGCCACAAACAAGGGCACGCAACCACGCCACAAACAAGGGCACGCAACCACGCCACAAACAAGGGCACGCAACCACGCCACAAACAAGGGCACGCAACCACGCCACAAACAAAGGCACGCAACCACGCCACAAACAAGGGCACGCAACCACGCCACAAACAAGGGCACGCAACCACGCCACAAACAAGGGCACACAACCACGCCACAAACAAGGGCACGCAACCACGCCACAAACAAGGGCACGCAACCACGCCACAAACAAGGGCACACAACCACGCCACAAACAAGGGCACACAACCACGCCACAAACAAGGGCACACAACCACGCCACAAACAAGGGCACGCAACCACGCCACAAACAAGGGCACGCAACCACGCCACAAACAAGGGCACGCAACCACGCCACAAACAAAGGCACGCAACCACGCCACAAACAAGGGCACGCAACCACGCCACAAACAAGGGCACGCAACCACGCCACAAACAAGGGCACGCAACCACGCCACAAACAAGGGCACGCAACCACGCCACAAACAAGGGCACGCAACCACGCCACAAACAAGGGCACGCAACCACGCCACAAACAAGGGCACGCAACCACGCCACAAACAAGGGCACGCAACCACGCCACAAACAAGGGCACGCAACCACGCCACAAACAAGGGCACGCAACCACGCCACAAACAAGGGCAUGCAACCACGCCACAAACAAGGGCACACAACCACGCCACAAACAAGGGCACGCAACCACGCCACAAACAAGGGCAUGCAACCCCGCCACAAACAAGGGCACGCAACCACGCCACAAACAAGGGCAUGCAACCCCGCCACAAACAAGGGCAUGCAACCCCGCCACAAACAAGGGCACGCAACCACGCCACAAACAAGAGCACGCAACCACGCCACAAACAAGGGCACGCAACCACGCCACAAACAAGGGCACACAACCACGCCACAAACAAGGGCACACCGGAACUCACAGGAACCGGAUAUAUGGAGCACGCGGGAACCCCCCCCCCCCCCGCCCACACACGCACCUGCGCAACCACACUCCACAUCCACGCACACAAACGGACACAUCCACGCACACAAACGGACACAACCACGCCACAAACGGACACAUCCACGCACACAAACGGACACAUCCACGCACACAAACGGACACAACCACGCCACAAACGGACACAUCCACGCACACAAACGGACACAUCCACGCACACAAACGGACACAACCACGCCACAAACGGACACAUCCACGCACACAAACGGACACAUCCACGCACACAAACGGACACAUCCCCACAACACAUAG
Procambarus clarkii (red swamp crayfish) is the source of this 2364-nucleotide messenger RNA. Lineage: Eukaryota; Metazoa; Arthropoda; Malacostraca; Decapoda; Cambaridae. The record is from RefSeq and is a predicted model, not a curated record.